CGGGCCCGGCCUUGCCUCGCACCCAGCUCGGAGCUCUGACGCGUGUGUGACGUUAAUAAGGUGGGUAUCAAUUUGUUAUGGUGGCGGAGGGAGGGAGGAAGAGGAGGAGGAGUUCCCCCUGUGAGUGCCGAAGCCCUCUGCUCUGCAUUCCGGCGGAGCGCACAGCCACACACCGGCCGCAGCCGAGUCCCGGGCCGAAAGACUGGUCGUAAAGACUCCAAAUUAAAGACGAGAGGAAAAGUUGCUGCGCGCGGGGCUUUUCUACAUUUACUCGCCGCUGCUGUCGCGUUGGUUGUGGAAUGCUUUACGUCUUUUCUGAACUGUGAGAGAAGGUGCUUUAUGUCCGCUUAUUAAGGUACUAAAGUUUCCUAACGCUGUAACUCCAGACCAUGGUGGUCAUGAAAGAGAACAGCCCAGCUCAGUCCAGCCCUGCUCAGGGAAGGCCCCUGCAGGUCGGCUUCUAUGAGAUCAUCCGCACCCUGGGGAAGGGAAACUUUGCAGUGGUGAAACUGGCCCAACACAAAGUCACCAAAACACAGGUGGCUAUCAAGAUCAUUGACAAGACCAGACUGAACCCCUCCAACCUGGAGAAGAUUUACCGAGAGGUGCAGAUUAUGAAGCUGCUAAACCACCCCCAUAUCAUCAAACUCUAUCAGGUCAUGGAGACCAAAGACAUGCUGUACAUUGUAACAGAGUAUGCGAAGAACGGAGAAAUGUUUGACCACCUGACCUCAAAUGGCCGUAUGAGUGAAGAUGAGGCACGGAAGAAGUUUUGGCAGAUUCUCACAGCCGUGGACUACUGCCAUCGACACCACAUCGUCCACCGUGACCUAAAAACCGAGAACCUGUUGCUGGAUGCCAACAUGAACAUCAAACUGGCUGACUUUGGAUUUGGAAACUUCUACAAUGGAGGGGAGCCUCUGUCUACAUGGUGUGGCAGCCCGCCUUAUGCUGCCCCUGAAGUGUUUGAAGGGAAAGAGUAUGAGGGGCCGCAGCUGGACAUUUGGAGCCUGGGUGUGGUACUUUAUGUUCUGGUAUGUGGCUCUCUUCCAUUUGAUGGACCCAGCCUUCCUGCACUCAGACAGAGAGUCACAGAAGGACGAUUCAGAAUCCCUUUCUUUAUGUCUCAAGACUGUGAAAACCUGAUCCGUAAGAUGCUGGUGGUAGACCCCGCCAGGAGGAUCAGCAUGGCCCAGAUCAAGCAGCACCGAUGGAUGCUGGCAGACCCAACAGCCGCCCACCAGACCCUCAGCCAUUCCCUGACUGAGUACAACUCCAACCUGGGGGACUACAGUGAACCGGUGUUGGGCAUCAUGAACACACUGGGCAUCAACCGCCAGAAGACUAUCGAGUCUCUACAGAGCAGCAGCUAUAAUCACUUCUCGGCUAUCUACUACCUGCUGCUGGAGAGAGUGAGAGAGCAUCGCACCCAGCAGCUGAGCCGCCAUUGUGGGACCUGGAGCCAGAGACCCAGGAGCACCUCCGACUCCACCGGCCCAGAGGUGAUCAUGGAGUCCACCGACAGCUUUAGGACCACGGCAUUUUCAAUUCCAGCCAAAAGCACUCCUCUAGUGUACCCGGAGAUGGAGUAUGACCAAAGUGGAUUGUUCCAGCGGGUGGGGUUUCCAGUGGAGGCCAGUCUGAACAGACUGCUCUGGAACCGCUCCAUUUCACCCAACAGCCUGCUGGAGACGAGCAUCAGCGAAGAGGUGCGACCCAGGGACCUGGAGGAGGAGGAGGCCACACAAACUUUCGGGCCUCUGCUCCCUCCCACCACCACCUCCCGCAGACACACACUGGCCGAGGUGUCGGCCCGUUUCCACCAGUGCAACCCUCCAUGUAUUGUGGUCAGUCCCUCAGAUGGUGCCUCUUCUGACAGCUGUCUGAAGUACUCAUCCAGUCCAGCUCCCACUUUUCAGGCAGCUAGGGGUGACAUGUCAACACUUAUGUCCUCUGGGACUGAGAGUGGAGCUCUGCUGCUUGCUGGAACUCCCCUGAACCUCUCCUCCCACCUCCUGCCCCAAGCCCAAGGCGGCCUGCCUGCUGCCAGCUUCCAGGAGGGCCGCAGAGCCUCUGACACCUCCCUCACACAAGGCCUCAAAGCUUUCCGCCAGCAGCUGAGGAAAAACACACGCACUAAAGGGCUCCUGGGAUUAAAUAAGAUCAAGGGUCUGACGAGGCAGGUAUUUCCUUCACCCUCGAGUAACCGUGGCAGCCGUGGGUCACUGGGUCCAGCUCUCUGCGAGCACCGCAACAUGCUGGAGGAGGUCCUGCACCAGCAACGGAUGUUACAGAUCCAGCACCAACCCCAGCCUCAGGUCCAAGCUGCUCAGACAGGACCUACACAGAAUCCCUUGCUCUUUCUUGCCCAGCACCAGUCACCGUCUCCUCCACCUACAGCAGUGUUUGCUUCCUCCUCCAUGUUUGACACGCCCGCCCCCUCCGCCCUGCCUUCUCAGCAAGCUACGGUGGUUUUACAGCACGACCCCUGGACACAAACCCUCAAGACUUCCUCCUCCAGCUGCUCCUCGUCCUCCGCAUCCUGCUACGCUUCUUCCCUGUCCCCCGUGGCCUCCGCUGCUUACCUUCUCGAGGCUCGUCUGCACAUCAGCCAGCAAACGCAACCUCAUCCCCACAUCAGCCUCCAACAGCAGCCCCAGCCUGCAACACAAGGCACCUCCUCCCCCAUCGCCUCUAAACCAGCCGCGUGGAGCAAGGGCUCAGCCUCCAGCACAGACCCGAACAAGCAGGAGUCGGGUCUGGCUGCACAGCAGCAGCUCAAUAGUUGUGUGAUGGUGAAGUAGAGCAUCAGCCAUUGAGACCAGCAAUUGUCUUGAUUUUUGAGCCGAGAAGAAAAGAAAGCAGAAGUGAGGAGAAAGAACAAAAAAGCAGAUGCAAGUGACAAACGUACACUUUAUUUAACAACAUGCGGUACAGAACGUGUGUAUGUUGUGUACACCUUUGAUAUCAUAUAAGCUAGAGACUAAGCAAUAACCAAACUCUGGACAAGACGUUGAACCAGUAUCAGACAGCCAGAGAAGCAAUAAUAGACUGAAAGACGUUAGCUAUCUUGAAUUAAAUGAGAGCUGACGCCAAUACGAUUAUUUCUCACAUGUUUUGAUUCUGUCUAAGUUAACUUUGUGAUUUUGUUGAAUACAGGAAGGCUCCUCCUUACUCAUUA
Messenger RNA from Cyclopterus lumpus (lumpfish), 3181 nucleotides. It is a transcript of the gene sik1, whose product is annotated as salt-inducible kinase 1. Gene Ontology annotation, cellular component: cytoplasm. Lineage: Eukaryota; Metazoa; Chordata; Actinopteri; Perciformes; Cyclopteridae. The record is from RefSeq and is a predicted model, not a curated record. Gene Ontology annotation, biological process: intracellular signal transduction; microtubule cytoskeleton organization; protein phosphorylation. The coding region runs from base 390 to 2804 and encodes 804 amino acids. The transcript has 14 exons. Gene Ontology annotation, molecular function: ATP binding; protein serine/threonine kinase activity; tau-protein kinase activity.